Molecule: messenger RNA, 4058 nt
Organism: Musa acuminata AAA Group (dessert banana)
Lineage: Eukaryota; Viridiplantae; Streptophyta; Magnoliopsida; Zingiberales; Musaceae
Product: pentatricopeptide repeat-containing protein At5g38730
Exons: 2
Coding region: 178-1980 (600 amino acids)
Molecular function (GO): protein binding
Source: RefSeq, a predicted model, not a curated record
UUGGCAUGCGCACAUGCACGCGACAAGGCAGGCUGGUCGCGGGUGGGAGACUGCGUCGGAAAGUUGGCGACCUCCACAGCGUCACCUGUGCAAAUCGAAAGGCAGAGAUGCGGUGGCGCUUAACGCGACCUCGUCGCCAGUGGAAUUGAAGCGAUUUCUUUGGCCGGUCGUCUUGAGAUGGGCGGCAUUUCGCACGGAAGGAACGAGGCGGCAUUCAUUCAAGGUGUUUGCGCAAUUGUCUCAAAGGGGAAUUGGUGUACCCUGUGGCUCCCCCGUGUCAGCGAUCGCUUCACCACCUCCAAUGUGCACCAGAUCCUGCUUCAGCUGUCCGCCGACACCGCCCUCUCCUGGAAUUUCUUCAAGUGGGCGCAGUCUAUUCCCCACUACCACCAUUCCCUCCCAACCAACUUCACCAUGGUACACCUCCUCACCAGGAGCAGGCGAUUCCAAGAAGCGCGGAACUUGCUCCAGAAGUUCGCGUUUAAGGGGUUCCUCUCGUCGCCGACGGUGUUGAGUGCGUUGCUGAGCGAUCAUGGCGAUCAAGACUCGAAUUCGCAGAUCCUGAGUUGGCUGGUGUUCAUCUACUCCCGGUCGAACAAGACGCAUGAUGCAAUCCAGAUACUUGAGCUGAUGAAAUCUCGUGGACUGAGGCUUGAUCCACAUGCUUGCAGUGCCCUCUUGAGCGCGCUAGCCAAGGCAAGACUGACAGCCACAGCUUGGAAUGUAUACGACGACAUCCUCCGCAUGGGGGUUGUUGCCAAUGUCCACAUUCUCAAUGUCAUGAUCCAUGUUUGUUUCAAGUCGGGUGACACUGAGAAGGCUGAGAAGUUGGUCAGUGAGAUGGAUGGGAAGGUGGUACGUCCUGAUUUGUUCACCUAUAACACCUUGAUCUCAUUAUAUUGCAAGAAGGGCAUGCACUAUGAGGCUUUGGCUGUUCAGGAGAGAAUGGAGAAGGAAGGAAUUCAUCCCGAUAUUGUAACUUAUAAUUCUCUUAUCUAUGGAUUCUGUAAAGACGGUAGAAUGAGGGAAGCCUCGAGGCUUUUUAAGGAAAUCAAAGGUGCAGCUCCAAACCAAGUGACCUACACUACUCUUAUUGAUGGCUACUGCAGAGUUAAUGACCUCGACGAAGGGCUUAGAUUGCGUGAAGAGAUGGAGGCAAAAGGAAUGUAUCCUGGGGUGGCUACAUAUAAUGCAAUCAUCCGUAAGCUAUGUGAAGAAGGCAAAAUGAGGGCUGUUAAUGAUCUCCUGAAUGAGAUGGAUGAUCGAAGGGUUCAACCUGAUAAUGUCACGUGCAACACCUUGAUUAAUGCAUAUUGCAAGAGAGGAAAUAUGGAUUUUGCAUGGAAGCUUAGGAACAAGAUGUUGGAAUCAGGGCAAGUGCUAGACCAGUUUACAUACAAGGCCCUAAUACAUGGAUUCUGCAAGGUUCAGGAACUAGACGAGGCUAAGGAAGUCCUCCUAGACAUGCUGGAUGCAGGUUUUGCACCAAACUACAGUACUUACUCAUGGCUUGUAGAUAGUUACUGCAGCCUGAACAAUGUGGAGGCCGUGCUAAGCAUCCCAGAUGAGAUAGCACAUAGAGGUCUUUCUGUGGAUAAGUCGUUAUAUAGAGCUCUAAUAAGAAGACUAUGCAAACGAGGUUUAGUUGAUUUUGCACAGAAGGCAUUCAACAAAAUGCUAGAAAAAGGUUUAUUAGGUGAUAGUCUUGUGUAUGCUAGUCUUGCAUAUGCUUACUUGAGCACAGGAAAGCGGAUCGCAGCUUGUGAGAUACUAAAUGAAAUGGUUAAGAAGCAAUUGAUAAUAACAGCUAAAAUUUACAAGUCACUCUGUGCUUCACUUGCAAAUGAUAGUGGCAUUCUAGAUUUACUCUGGAGCCAUGCCAUUGAGAGAGGUCUGAUUGCUAGGAAUGUCUACAAAUUGAUGCAAGAAGCCAAGCUAAACUCUCAGAAUGAUACUUUGAAUAUGUCAAGUCCAUUUUGAUGAAAAAACACUGUUCAUUUCAAUUAUAUGAUCUGGUGAUAUUAUUUGGCAAAGUGACAAAAGUCUUCAUAUUGGGAAUGAUGCUUCAACAAUAUGCUGAACAAACAGAUGCCAAAAUAUAGAGGUACAUAUUCUUUUUUAAUUAUUAACAUUUUGCGUUGUCUCCGGACCACAUUUCUGUUUCCCUUUGAGUCUAUAGAUUUCAGGUUCACAACAACUAUUAAAACAGGGGAACCUGAAAAGUUACUCCAUGGACUGACAGUCGAUCAAGUUGAAUGUUCACUCAACUUGGGUGAGUCAAAGUUUCCAACGUUUGUCGUCUUGAGUGCUCAAACCCUGAAUACUCGAGGACAUUGAAAUAAUAUGCUAUCCAUUUGGUGUGCUAUAUAUUAUAUAUAUUUUUUAAAGAUUUGAUAACAUGCAGAUGAUCAUCCUGUGUAUAAAGCUUAUGUGAAAUGGUAGCAAUUGAAUUUUAUCUCAUUAUGCAUUUUAACCUAUUGGACAUUUUGAUCAACCUAGACAUAUGCUAGGUAUUGAAGAUGAGGGCAUCCCUUUCAGGCAUCAUGAGGCCAAGUUAAAAAGGUAAAAUAUGUUAUUUCGACUAAAAGAAAGUUUGCCAGAUGUAAAAAGAAAAAUAGAAAGAAAAAGAUAAUAAUAUACACAAUCAACAACCAAAAUUGUGAUGUAAUUUCCUUGAAUGUCUUGGUUGCAUGGAUGUACUUUCUUUUUAUGAUACUUGUUUGCUUCUUUGAAUUGAAUCUUGUUGAAUUUUCACAUUGACUGUGCUCUAAUUAUUAUUAUUAUUAUUAUUAUUAUUAUUAUUAUUAUUAUUAUUAUUAUUAUUAUUAUUAUUAUUAUCUCCAUUUCCCUAUGUAUUACUGUUUGCAUUAGGCUCACACAUUAUGCUCAUAAGGAAUAAAAGACCUGACUUGUGAUAUAAGGAUGUUUAUGGUCCCAGCUACCUGGACCAAAGUAUACUGAACUUCAUUGAUCCUGUUUUCUUUCUUGUGUAAGUUUAUUUACUUUGUAGUUCCAUUUUUCAGUUUAUCUGAAAACAAUUAGGAGACCAUUGUGAAUGUAAUUUGAGAUUGCAUAUUUGUUUUCAUGCCUUAAAGGUCCAGUGUAACUAUUAGCCCUAGCAUUAUGAAAAACUUGUUCAAUACCCCCGUUGUGAGUGAAAUAGUAGUCGGAAUAAUUGUAUGUGGACCCAUAAGCUGAAUACAAAGCACAAUGUUAGCAGCAUAAACAGGAUACAUACAUGGGGCAUUAGGGAUAAACUACAAUUUGUCUUUAAACUUUGGAGCAAAGUUCAUUGGAUUCCAAAUCAAUAGUUGGCAUAUGACUUUUAAACCUAUAAUUAUUGUAGCUAAUCCCAGAUACUUUUAGGGCUAUCCACUGAUUUCAGUCGGUACAAAGUUUUGUCAUAUUUGUAUCCUUCUCCUUGCUUGUCUGAACCAUUGUAUUUGUUAAAUUACACUCCAUCAUAAUUGUAUGAUUAAUUAAAAUCCUAGAAUGGAAUUAAAAAUACAGGAACAAAACAUGCUUGAAUUGGCUACCUUAUCUGUCUUGAGAGUUUUAUGUCAUAUUUUUCAGCAUAGCUAUGAGGAGUUCAAUUCUGCAACAAUUGGCAAGGUAAAUGGGGUACUACAAGAGAGGAGAGGAGGGGGUGGGGAUGUAUGGAAGCAUCUGUGUUGAUACUGUUCCUACAGAACUGUUACCUAUUUUAUGCUCUAUCUCUGUGGACAUUUUUAUAACAGGAUGUGAUCAUCAAUAAACUUUUUCUUUUUUCCAGAGUACUUCAUAUUAACCUCUUUGUCUACUAAUUGGUUUUGAGAGGCUGCACAUGACUCAUGCAUUCUAAAUCCUUGAUCAACAACUAGUUCUUACUUGAAACAACAAUGCAGUAGGAAACAAUUUUUUUUCUUUGCUGAAUAGUUUUGCCAAGAAGUUACCAACAAUUACCAUUUGAUUAUUACUAUGUGCUUGGAUCACUGAUCAUGGCCUUAAUCAGAUCUUUGCAAGUUUCUUUUUUUCUCCAAAAAAAUAAAAAACCAGAACAAAAUAUUUUUUUAUUUUUA